Phragmites australis (common reed) is the source of this 1057-nucleotide messenger RNA. RefSeq names its product chlorophyll a-b binding protein 1B-21, chloroplastic. Lineage: Eukaryota; Viridiplantae; Streptophyta; Magnoliopsida; Poales; Poaceae. The transcript is spliced from 4 exons. The coding region runs from base 66 to 800 and encodes 244 amino acids. Gene Ontology annotation, biological process: photosynthesis, light harvesting in photosystem I; response to light stimulus. The record is from RefSeq and is a predicted model, not a curated record. Gene Ontology annotation, cellular component: membrane.
GCUCUGCUCUCAAACGCCACUUCUUCUUCCUCUUGUCUGCCUCGGGAUCAACGCGCCAGGAAGCAAUGGCGAUGGCGUCGUCGAGCGGCCUGAGGAGCUGCAGCGCCGUGGGCGUGCCGAGCCUGCUGGCGCCGUCGUCCCGGUCCGGCCGGCUUCCGUUCUGCGCCAACGCCACCACCUCCGGCCGCGUCACCAUGUCCGCCGAGUGGAUGCCUGGCCAGCCCCGCCCCACCCACCUCGACGGCUCCUCGCCCGGGGACUUUGGCUUCGACCCCCUCGGCCUCGCCACCGUGCCGGAGAACUUCGAGCGGUUCAAGGAGUCCGAGGUCUACCACUGCCGCUGGGCCAUGCUCGCCGUGCCCGGGAUCUUGGUGCCGGAGGCCCUGGGGCUGGGCAAUUGGGUGAAGGCUCAGGAGUGGGCGGCCGUCCCCGGCGGUCAGGCGACGUACCUGGGCAACCCGGUGCCAUGGGGCUCUCUGCCGACCAUCCUGGUGAUCGAGUUCGUGGCCAUCGCCUUCGCCGAGCACCAGCGCACCAUGGAGAAGGACCCCGAGAAAAAGAAGUACCCCGGCGGCGCCUUCGACCCGCUCGGCUUCUCCAAGGACCCCGUCAAGUUCGAGGAGUACAAGCUCAAGGAGAUCAAGAACGGCCGGCUGGCGAUGUUGGCGUUCGUCGGGUUCUGCGUGCAGCAGUCGGCGUACCCUGGCACCGGCCCGCUGGAGAACCUGGCCACCCACCUCGCCGACCCGUGGCACAACAACAUCGGCGAUAUCAUCAUCCCCAGAUCGAUCUCCCCUUGAGCUGAGACGAUCGCGAGCUGAGAUGAGACGACAAGAGACGAGCUGCGCUGGGAGUGUGGAUGGUGCUCAUGUGUGUGAUUGGUUGAUUAUUGGGCACUGCGUGCGUGCGUGAAGGAACUGUACAACGACGGCGACUCUCCGGGCCGGAAACCCCUUGUAAUGUAAAGCUUAAGUAGCGGCUACUCAUGUGAAUCCACCCAACUUUUGUACCAAAAUUGAAACUGGUCUAGCUAAAUUCCAUGGUGAUGGUGAUGAAA